AUGGUAUCGCUUGACCUACCCCAGUCCACAAUCACCGUCGAGGUUUCCCUCAUCGAUUCCGUCCCAUGCGACCUAUCCAUCCGAGACGACUACCACAACCUCGCGCCGAGGUUUGCCGAGCGCUGCACGAGCACAGCAAGUGGUGGCUGGAAGAUACAUUCGCCGCAUGGCAUCUCGGACAUCCUAGUCGAUAAUGGGACACCCCUGGACGAGGUCAACGCCAUCAUCUGGUCGCACUUCCAUUUUGACCACAACGGUGAUGCAUCCUUAUUCCCCAGCUCCACCGAUCUGAUCGUGGAACCAGGUUCACCAGCAGCCUCACUCCCGGAUGGCCAGAGCAAGCUUAUUCCCCGGUCAAAUCUGAUGACUGGAAGGCUGACGAUUGGGCGCUUCCCUGCGGUGGAUUGGUUUGAGGAUGGAAGCUUCUAUCUGCUCCAUACCCCUGCAGAGCAUCUGGUGGGGUUAGCCCGAGUGCAGUCUGAUUCCUUUUUCCUCAUGGGUGCGGUGAGUGAUGCUAGCUAUAGCUUCUAUUUUGGGGGGUUUGGGAAGCGGGUGGUAAAAGAAGACGGAAAGUUGACAUAUGCCAACCUGAUCGACAUAGGCUCGUGA
Messenger RNA from Penicillium canescens, 609 nucleotides. Its product is annotated as metallo-beta-lactamase superfamily protein. The transcript has 3 exons. The record is from RefSeq and is a predicted model, not a curated record. Lineage: Eukaryota; Fungi; Ascomycota; Eurotiomycetes; Eurotiales; Aspergillaceae. Bases 1 to 609 code for a protein of 202 amino acids.